UGGUGUGAUUGCAAAACUCGACGGUCUUCCUAUAUAAUGUACUAACUAUAUGUUUUACGCAUCAAUAGCAUUUAGCUUUGAAAGUUUAAAUACGUGUAACAGCACUAUAUACUUAUACAUACAGUAAAAUGGCCUUCAAUAAUAAAGUUGUUAUAGUGACUGGUGCUAGUUCUGGAAUAGGAGCGUCCACAGCUAAAGCCUUCAGUACAGCGGGCGCUGAAGUGGUUAUGGUAGGGCGAAACGAAGCCAAGCUGAAGUCAGUCGCAGCGAAAUGCAAGAACCCCCUUGUGUUGAUUGCGGAUAUAAGGAAAGACGACGAUGUGAAACGAAUCAUGGAUCAAACAAUCAAGACAUUUGGCCGCCUGGACAUCUUAAUAAACAACGCCGGACUAGUAACCAUUGGGGAUAUCAUGGAAAGUGACAGUAUGAUGAAAGCUUACGAUCUCGCCAUGAAUACGAACUUACGAGGUCUUGUGCACAUGACAAGUGUAGCUGCUCCACACUUAGCAAAAACAAAAGGGAACAUCGUUAACAUAUCCAGCGUUGCGGGUCUCAUCACUCCAGCAAUUAGAGGAACGCUAAAUUACUACGUCUCCAAAGCUGCUGUUAACCAUUUCACUCAGUGCUCGGCUAUUGACUUGGCACCACACGGGAUUAGAGUGAACACAGUCAGUCCCGGACCAGUCAGGACUGAUUUCAUAACUAAUGCCAAUAUUGAUGCUGAUUAUGAAGUAAUUAAAACGAAAAAUGCUUUAACAAGAGUUUCAGAGCCAGAAGAGAUCGCUGAAUUGAUUAUGUUCGUAGCUAGCGAUAAAGGGAAAGGUAUGACUGGAUCAAACAUUUUGGCUGAUAACGGGGCGUUGAUAAAACGCUCUUAAUUUGUCAAUAAUUACUGUCUUUCCAUGUAUAACAUGAUAAGUAUUGGAUAUAACGUCCGUUCGUCCGUUAGGCGUCUGAUAAUAACGUUUAAUACAAGUUAAUUAGUUAAUUUAUGUUAGUUUCUUGAAUAACAUCAGUAACGUUGAAUAACGUCGAUAAACGUCGUUGUUUUCCAGUUUAAGUGAUACUAAUGUAACCUAAUUUAAGUUUUAUUACAAAAUAAAGUAAAUUAAAAAAGCUCUUAAAAAUCUUUGGUUUUGAAGUGUGUAACAUAAAUGCUUAAAAAUACUAGGUUAGGCUUCCUAUCCAUCCUCGCCGGUAUCUGCAUAUCCUCUCACUUAUGUACCGUGAGUUGUUUAAUCCAAAGUAUCCUGGUUAUCUUAUAUAUUAUUAUUACUUUUCUUAAUUAUUAUAUCACAUUUGAGCAAAUACAAAUAUUUGGGUACGUGGCUUAAUGAAACCUGGAGUAGCGCUCAGGAAGUUAAGACUCGCAUUGAAAUAGCUCAAAGAACUUUUAACAGAAUGAGAAAAGUUCUCUGCAGUCGCAGUCUUAAGAUCCCUCUGCGCAUUCGACUCCUUCGUUGUUACAUCUGGCCCAUAAUUCUAUUCGGAUGUGAAGCCUAGACAGUAAAAGAGGAGAUCAGGAAACGUAUAGAAGCGUUCGAAAGGUGGGCGUUUAGACGCAUGCUGGCUAUCAGUUGGAUUCACAAAGUGAUUAAUACCGAAGUUCUGCGACGCGUCAAUCAGAAGCGUGAACUUUUGCAGACGGUCAAGACGAGAAAAGUCGCGUAUCUAGGGCACGUGCGACAAGAGAAAUACGAGCUUCUACAGCUCAUCUUGAAGGGAAAGGUUGCUGGUGAAGAGGCGUUGGUCGCAGGAAGAAGUCUUGGCUGAGAAACAUCAGAGAGUAAACCGAGAUCGCGAGCGCCGCACAAUUAUUUCACCUCGCGAAGGAUAGAGACGAGUUCAAGAAACUGACUGCCAACCUUCGCUAGUCGGAGAGGCACCCUAAGAAGAAGAAGAUACCACAUUUAGUAUAAUAAUUAAGUAAUAUUAGUUUAUUUUGCUACGUAUUUAUAUAUUUUAAAAUUACAAAUAAAAUAUUUGAGAU
Messenger RNA from Bicyclus anynana (squinting bush brown), 1990 nucleotides. Its product is annotated as 17-beta-hydroxysteroid dehydrogenase 14-like. The record is from RefSeq and is a predicted model, not a curated record. The coding region runs from base 129 to 878 and encodes 249 amino acids. The transcript has a single exon. NCBI's taxonomy places the organism in Eukaryota, Metazoa, Arthropoda, Insecta, Lepidoptera, Nymphalidae.